ACGCCGCACGUUUUACUUCUGAUAGCUGUAUUUAAUUUUGUUAGCUGUAUUUAAUUGUGAAUAGUACCAUUAACAUAUUGCUGUAGUGCAAUGAAACAACCAUUAGCGAAAAAGUCAGCCCAUAAAGCGGAUGUGGAAGUGUCUGCCAAACGUGUGAACGUGCCGGCCGAACUACAGCAAAAAGCCAAUGCCUUCCUAAAUUCCAGCAAUGUCGAUACAAAAGUGCUGCGCGAAAUUGUUUACCUCUUGGAAGAACCUGAGUGCAAUGCCAUUGGGGUAAUGCACGUGCUUGAGGUUAUCUUUAAGAAUCUUCUAAAGCGCAAAUGCAUUUUAUCCGCCGAAAAGCAACAGGAUAAGACAAAGUCCAAGGGAAAGGCUAACCAGCCCAAUGCCAAAUGUCAAACACUCUAUAACAAAGCGUGGUCCUUUAUGCUGGUUAGAUUGGGCAGCGCCUCCAAGGAGGAAUCUGGCGUUGCGCUCAAAGUGUGCAUGCAGCUUAUAUCCAGCGAAUCAAAGUAUAUUUACUCCAAUGCCUGGCCCAGUGAUCGCCUGCGCAGUGUGCUAGAGACGCUGGUCAAUUCGGAGACAACGCCACCAACGGCUGUGGCGGCAUUCCAGAAAUAUGCCCGUUGCCUGGACGUGCUGCAGAUGACAUAUCAAUUGUUGCCGGAACUGGCACCAAACAGUUUUGCGGACUCACCAAAUAUCGCACUCAACUAUUUGGCAAUCAUCAAUUUGCUUGACUUGGGAAAGACUGUGCUGAAUGCCAAGGAGUAUCACAUUGGCCCAGGCACUGACAAACAUCCGAACUUUGAAUACAACCAAACACGCAAACAUUUGAAUGCGGUUUGGAAGGGCAUAAUUGCAUCGUGUAGUGGCGUGGAUGAGAAGGUACAUCGACAGGUGCUUGUUGUGCUUUUGGAACGUAUACUGCCGCAUUUGCAGGAUCCCAUAUUGUUAACAGAUUUUCUGAUGGAUUCACUGCAUCAGUUUGAUGGACCUAUUGCCCUGCUUGCUCUCCAAGGAAUCUUUACGCUGAUGCAACAGCAGAAUAUUACGUAUCCAGAUGUCUAUCAGAAGCUCUAUAAUAUGUUCUAUCCACGAAUGUUCUACAACAAGUACAAAGCUCGCCUCUUUUAUCUGGCCGAUAUAUUUUUAACCUCAACGCAUUUGCCGGAAAAUCUGGUGGCCGCUUUCGUUAAGCGUUUGGCCAGACUCGCACUGAAAAGUCCAACAGAGGAUGCUAUUAUAAUGAUACGGUUCAUAUGCAAUCUACUGCUGCGGCACACAGGCUUGCAGCGUCUCAUUUGUGCAACGGGUGCCGAAAGCGGUAAACAAUAUGAAAAUAUGUUAAAACGUGCAGGAUGUCAUUUAGAUUGUAUUGCAUUUGCAGCUGUGGAGAUAUCCGAUCCCUACGAUGAAACGGAACUGGAUCCGGUCAAAGCGGGCGCCCUAAAAAGCUCCCUCUGGGAGAUGUCAUUGCUGCAGAAGCACGCGGUGCCCGAAGUGGCCAAUGCUGCACGUUUUGUAUCCAAAAGUUUGCCCGUAGUUGAAUUUGAUCUAUCUUCGCUGCUGGAAAUGAAGGAAUGUGACAUAUUUGACGAUGGGGUGAAAAAGGAAGUGAAUCACUUUACGCUGGGCUACGAGCGGCCAUCAAAUUUUGCUCUGCCACAAAAUGAUAUUGUUACCAAAUACUGGGAUAUAAUUUAGAGUAAAACAAAAUAUAUAUAAUUAAAUUAAUAUAAUAAA
Molecule: messenger RNA, 1749 nt
Organism: Drosophila novamexicana
Lineage: Eukaryota; Metazoa; Arthropoda; Insecta; Diptera; Drosophilidae
Product: nucleolar complex protein 4 homolog B
Exons: 4
Coding region: 91-1710 (539 amino acids)
Biological process (GO): ribosome biogenesis
Cellular component (GO): nucleolus; small-subunit processome; Noc4p-Nop14p complex
Source: RefSeq, a predicted model, not a curated record